Lolium perenne is the source of this 724-nucleotide messenger RNA. RefSeq names its product putative F-box/LRR-repeat protein 23. Lineage: Eukaryota; Viridiplantae; Streptophyta; Magnoliopsida; Poales; Poaceae. Gene Ontology annotation, molecular function: protein binding. The record is from RefSeq and is a predicted model, not a curated record.
AUGGACGCUGCUGCGCCGCGGCCAUCCGCGCCGGAGGAGCCGCCAACCAGGGACUGGUCUCUGCUGCCCCUCGACGUGCUUGCCUUCGUCUUCGUCAGGCUCAACGCCGUCGACGUCCUCAGGGGCGCUGGCCUCGUGUGCCGCUCCUGGCUCCAAGCCGCCAAGGUGCCAGACGUGUGGCGUGUCGUGGACAUGGGGUACCACAGAAUCAUGUUAAGGUUCGACGAGAAGGAACAUGCUGACUUGUGUGCCAUGGCUAAGGCAGCCGUCGACCGUUCCGAUGGGCAGCUUCGGGAGUUUGCCGGGAGGACGUUUGUCACCGACGAGCUCAUGCAGUACAUCCUGGAAAGGUCACCCUCACUAACCACUCUUCGGCUUGUGUGCUGCGGCAAUGUCUUCAGUGCAAGUCUCGCUAGUUUUAUAAGAGAAUCAUCUCUGAAGGAGCUUCGUUCCCUUGAACUUAACAACGUUGGCCUCACCUUGGGAGGACUAACCGCUGUCCUUGAGAAUUGUCCUCUCCUGGAAGAUCUUACGGUUACGGAUUGCUAUGGUAUGCAAGAGCAAGACGAGCAGGUCCUGCGGGCGAAAUUCGCCCGGAUCAAGACCCUGAAGUUCGAUUGUGAUGAUGACUUUGACUGGUUCGACUUCUCCUUUUUCUAAAGAAACCUUCGCAAAUGUACGUUGCACCUUAAUGCCUGGAUUCGGGCUUGCACUUCUUCCCUUU